This is a messenger RNA of Oldenlandia corymbosa var. corymbosa, 1419 nucleotides long. Lineage: Eukaryota; Viridiplantae; Streptophyta; Magnoliopsida; Gentianales; Rubiaceae. The record is from the annotation of a GenBank genome assembly.
AGAUAUUAGCCAAUAAAGAGAGAUCAUUUCCCACCGCUGGGGACCCUAUUGCAAAUUUUCCAAGCUAAAUUAAAAAGAAUACAACGAGGCUUUAAGAAUCAAAAAUGUAAAUAUCUCUCGUGAAUGUGAUGUGUGUCUGCUUCAUCAGAGUGCAGAUCUUCAUGACAUAUACAUUAUACAUGUACGUUCCAACAUAUUUCCGCAAAGCCCACAUCAUUUUUAUUUUUUUAGUACUCUUCCACAUUCCCCCCCUUUUUUUUGAUAAAAAAAAAAUUAUUUGUAUUUUUUGGGGGGAUUCAAUUAAUUAAAUGAUUGAGGGUCAAAAAUUCAAAAAAUUCAACAUUCUAGCUGCCCCUAAUAAAUAAGGACUUGUACAGCUACAAAUUGGCUCAAACUCCAAUAUAAAUAGAUAGUAUAGCCUGCAGAGAGAGCUUUGCAAUUGAACUGCAUUAUAGAGUAUCCCUCUCUGCCGUCUGCACAUUUUAACGUCCGAAGCAGAGAAGCAAGGCAAAACAUGGGCAGCAGCAAUAUCACUGCAAACCAUGAGUUACACUUUGUUUUUAUGAACUAUGAUCCUGAAUACGAGCGCCUCCGAUCCAACAAAACAAAGAAGGGAGCAAAAGAGCUGCAUUUGUACUUGAGCAAGAAGCAUGAUGAGUUGUUGGCCAAUACUUUUGAGGCAGGGAGCUACCAGAAGACGCUGUCCUUAGUUAUUGUCGACGGGUUCGCCGCGGAAAUCACCGACGAUCAAGCAAACGUGCUCAGAUCUGCCAAACAAGUCAGGCUUGUCGAGAAAAACCAAGAGCUUUCUUAGUAAAUAUAUGUGUAUCUCUAGCGCUGUUAUGUGUGUAUGGACUGUGGAGUAGUUCAUAAAAACAAAAACUUGGCCUGAACCUUGAACCAUAUUUUCAUAUUAAUGUUUGUGCUAGCUAUUAGUACAAUGUUUUGCAGGUCCAAGAAAAAUAUGAGGAACUAUUUUAAUGUAAUAUAUGAUAUUGGAAGAAGCAAGAUCAUUGAUGAUUAAUGGAGUAAGGAAAAGGUAUCCUUCCAUCACGGUUGAGGCCUUUCUGCUUCUUGAUUUGGAGCAAGUUAAAUAUGUUAAGUUUCUUGGCUUCAGUAUAAUGUCAAAUUAUGAUUCAAGUUUUGGCCUUCUCUCUCUCUCUCGCAACUGGAAUUUACAGUUCUGUAUGUACCUAAUUCUUCUUCUUUUUGUUCUCAGUAAGUUGGUAUAGAGUCGUACGUACGUAGAUUUCCGUUCGAUCUAACAGUUGCUUUUCUUAAUCUUGUCGCUGUUUCUUGGAAGUUUACUCCGCGCUUCUUUUUCUUUGGUGUUUCUGUGCUCAUUAAUUGGUCAGGGAAGUCCAGGUGUAACCUGGCCUUCGCCGCGCCGUACGUUCACAUUUUCUAUUCACCUUUAAU